Messenger RNA from Scophthalmus maximus (turbot), 3732 nucleotides. RefSeq names its product sodium-dependent lysophosphatidylcholine symporter 1-B-like. The record is from RefSeq and is a predicted model, not a curated record. Gene Ontology annotation, molecular function: lysophospholipid:sodium symporter activity. Gene Ontology annotation, biological process: carbohydrate transport. The coding region runs from base 536 to 1777 and encodes 413 amino acids. Lineage: Eukaryota; Metazoa; Chordata; Actinopteri; Pleuronectiformes; Scophthalmidae. The transcript is spliced from 14 exons. Gene Ontology annotation, cellular component: membrane.
AGAAGAAAAAGUCCUCCAGCGGCCGAACGGCAGAGAGAACGCGGAGUUCAGACGUGCACCUCCCUCUCUCCUCCGCCUGGGUCGGUGUGUGUGUGCAGAGAGGAAAGACAGAAGGCAACAAGGGGAAGAAGGAACACGCCGGGGCGCGGACGACGGGCCGUGGGUGCCUGCCCACAGUGCGCAACAGAGAAAGCCACCCAGUGCGCUUUUCGCGCCAGUGAGGUAUCGUGAUAUAAGGCGACGAGGAGCGCGGGGAGGAGCCUCGGAGAAAUGUCUGCAGCGGCAGAUCCGGGCUAAGGACCAGAGGAAUCGUCUCUCCGUGUGCAACAAACUAUGCUACGCCAUUGGCGGGGCUCCCUACCAGAUCACAGGCACUGCUCUGGGCUUCUUCCUCCAGAUCUACCUGCUGGACGUGGCUCAGCUGGAUCCCUUCCAUGCCUCCAUCAUCCUGUUUGUGGGCCGGGCGUGGGACGCUGUCACAGACCCAUCGGUGGGUUUCCUGGUGAGCCGGAGUAGAUGGACCAGAAUCGGGCGCAUGAUGCCCUGGAUUGUUUUCUCUACUCCCUUCGCGGUGCUCACUUACUUCCUGAUCUGGUACGUGCCUCCGUUUGAGCAAGGGAAGGUCGUCUGGUACCUGAUCUUUUACUGCCUCUUCCAGUCCAUGCAGACGUGCUUCCACGUGCCAUAUUCAGCCCUCACCAUGUUCAUCAGCAGCAACCAGAAGGAGAGGGAUUCGGCCACUGCCUAUCGUAUGAUGGUGGAGGUGCUGGGAACGGUGCUGGGCACCGCAAUCCCGGGACAGAUAGUGGGUGGCGCCUCCAGCUGUCCCACUGAGCCCAACGUCCUUGCGAGCAUAAACUCGUCCAUGAACUCGUCCAUAAACUCGUCCAAUGUCUCACUGGAGGAGACGAAACAAUCCUACCUGCUGGCUUCAGGGGUCAUCUCUGUCAUAUAUGUCAUCUGUGCUGUAAUCUUGUUUUUGGGUGUGAAGGAGAAAAAAGAGAGCGGACGUAAGAGAUCCAACCUGCUGACCUUCCGCCAGGGCAUGUGGCUGGUGAUGAGCCACGGGCCGUACGUCAAACUGGUCAUCGGCUUCCUCUUCACCUCGCUGGCCUUCAUGCUCCUGGAGGGAAAUUUUGCCCUUUUCAUCACCUACGCUCUUGGGCACCGGAAAGACUUCCAUAACAUUCUCCUGGUCAUCAUGCUAUCAGCGACUCUAAGCAUCCCAGGAUGGCAGUGGUUUUUGACCCGUUUUGGGAAGAAGAAUGCUGUUUACUUUGGCAUCUCGUGGGCAGUGCCUUUCAUGAUCCUAAUCGUCUGCAUACAGAGCAACCUGGUCAUUUCUUACUUGGUCUCAGUGGCUGCAGGUGUGAGUGUGGCGGCUGCUUUCCUCCUACCUUGGUCAAUGCUUCCUGAUGUAGUGGAUGACUUCAAGGUCAAGAACCCCGACGUCCAUGGUCAUGAAGCCCUCUUCUACUCCUACUAUGUGUUCUUCAUCAAGUUUGCCUCUGGGAUAUCCCUGGGCAUCUCCACCCUCAGCUUGAAAUUCGCCGGCUACGUGACCGGCAGCUGCUCACAACCAGAGGCGGUCAGUUUGACCCUGAAGGUGCUGGUCUCUCCCGUGCCUGUGUGUCUUAUUGCCGUGGGACUGCUCAUAUUAAAGACCUACCCUAUUGACGAGGAGAAGAGGCAAGGCAACCAAAAACUGCUGCAGAAAAUCCUGGACUCCAAAGCAGACUCCGAGUCGGAAAGUUCCGCACUUGGGAGCAACGCGUAGCAGCAGAGGAUGGGUCAACCACCCAUGUUUACAUGUUUACACUGGCCGUCCAGGGACAUGACCACCAGCUACCUGGACAAACAGAAGCGGCCGCAGACGCCACCGCUGCCCAAACAUCACCAAACCGCAUCUGCUGGCUCCCUCCGGUGGAUCACACAGGUUUAUGUUGCCCUCUAGCGGCCAACCAGUGUCAUCUUACCAGCUGUGUCCCAAUUACACUGGUUUUUACUAAAGGUAAAAAAAAAACAACAACUAAAAAACAUGACACGAUAAACAAAUAUCCACAGUGUACUGUUUCAGUUAGUGUAGAGCCAAAGUGUCAGAUUAAUUUAUGUUCUUGUUGCUUUCACCGUAACAUACUUUAAGGUUUUCUUUCCUUGUUUAACUGAAACACAUAUUGUCCAUAUUUUAGGUCUUUACCACUGGUCUCACAGAAAAUGAUCACCCCGUCACAUUUCUGUCUCCAUUUACAUGAAUAGCUAAGGCUCUUGGGACCUGUAGUCAUUUUGAUCCUCAACCAAGAGAAAUCUAAGUGUAUUUCCAAAGAUGUAUCACUCCAUCGGUCACCGAGAUGGUCCUGUAGCUAUCUACAAUGUCAGUAGCCUCGACCAGUUGGGGUUUUUUGCAUUGCAUUGUGGGACAGUAGCCCUCCCCAAACUCCAUUUCUGUCACACCUACUGUGUGACUCGGCUCCAUCCUUAAAACCAGGCAAAAAGGUUGGAAUUGGGACACGUUUGUGAUUUGUGAUAUUGUUUUGUAAAGUAUUUAUUUGCUGGUUUACAAGAGCGGACCUUCACUCGUGCAGACUUGAUUGUGAUGUGACGUUUGGUUUUUGCCAUGUCAGCGAUCAGCUCUGAAGGAAACGUUUAGCAUCCACCUUUAUUCAUAAAGGGCUGUCGAGCACUAUUCCACUAAUUGGAAACUUUUGGAGCUGUGUUGCAAUUGCCACAUUUCUUUGGCCAUUAUUGUUUCCUAUAGAUCAUUUCGUCAAGACAGAAAAUGUACUUGUAAGUGAAACUUGUGAGGGGCAAAAAAAGGCGUCUAGAGACGUAAUGUAGUGUGUAAAGAUUAUCUGAAUCACUGCCUUACACACACACACACACCACGCAUAAUUGCUUGCAGUGACCUUUUCAGUUGAAACAUGUUUUUUUUGUUUGUUUGUCUCUGUGCUACUUGAAAAUGGUUUCACAUCACACUUUUUUUGUGUGCUUUAUCAGUGUAACUGAUCUCCGUCAGGUUUGGUAGAGAUUUCUGAAUGUGCUUUUACAGCCAAGUCAUCUCCAGUUUUUGAAGUAUUUUCAUCGAAGCUUAUUCUGACUUCCCAAGGGGAAGAUGGAUGCUUUAUUUAUCUAUUUAUUGAAAAAUAUAUCUAAGGGAUUAUAAUUUUAGUUAUGAAAGCACAUGUGUAUGAUCAUUUAUUAAUGUGAAUGGUUGUUGAUGGAUAUGUGAUUUUCAAGUCAAGUGGAAAACAUGUCAGAACACCAAAAAGGUGUUUUGUUUUUUUGCUUUUCUGAGAAAAGCUAUCACAAGUUGCCAUAAAGUGAUUAAACUAGCUGCCUUUACAGCAAUAUUUACUCUGUAGCGCAAACCCAGAUUUCAUACACUAAAUAAUCCAGGAGACGUUUGUGAUCACUUUCAUCUGCUUAAUUUACCCUCAAAUGAUCCUCUGCCCUCUCCUGAUAAGUUAUUAGAUCUUGCAUAUUUCUAAACCUAAAGGUUCUAUUCCUGCACAGUGUCCUUUUUUUAGGCCUUUGAAAUUGCACUAAACGAACAGAAGGAAACAUCACAUCUCGCCUUGCUGUUCAUGUCCUGCUGUGUAAAAAUGUGAACAUACUUAUUUCUAAAGUCUGACCACGAUGAGCAAUAUGUGGUGUAAAAUCAGGGGAGGAAACCAAAGUGAUGUGCUGUAAAUAUGUAAUUUUCAGUGAGUGAAUAAAGUUUUGUCAAAAAUAAAA